AUGAAAUCUGACUCUGCCCUUAAAUUUCGCAUCUUGGAUGCGAGCAUCGACUCCGAUGGCGGCGGCGAUCUUCGCCUUCUUGUUGACGGCCACGCUAUAAAAUAUAUCGCAAUUGACAGCAACAUAUAUUCUCCUGAAGACCUCACAUUCCUACCGACAUUGGUUGAACUACUCCCUGCCCUCCCAUCCGGGGACUGGAACGUAUCUACUAUCUCCCGAGACCCCAAUACUGGCCAGCCCCAGUUUACUCAAGUUCAACGCGCCGAGUUGCCUGGGAUUAAACAGGUGUGGCAUCCCACGCAAAUCGAGUUCCUUGAGCUUCGGCUUGGAAAAAAGCUGCGCAGCAAUGUUUACGAGACUCAGUGUGAUCAUUUUGGUCAAACUGUCAUCGCCAAGUUCGCCCGAUUCGCCUGGGAAACUUGGAUGUUGGAAGCUGAGACUGAAGCCUAUCAGUGGAUAGAGGGCCACGCGAUAGGGCCCAACUUCCUUGGGCAUAUUGCGGAAUUCGGCAGGGUCAUUGGAUUCCUCAUCAGUAGAAUAGACCCUUGUCGCCAUGCAAAUUUGCAAGACCUCCCUCUAUGCUCUUCAAUCUUGCAGAAGCUUCAUGACUUGGGCAUCAAGCAUGGCGACACCAAUAAGCACAACUUUCUAAUCUCAGGGAAAGAAGUUGUCCUUAUCGAUUUUGACUCUGCCAAGCGCACACAGGAUACUGAUGAGUUGAGCAAAGAGAUGUCGGGAUUGAAGGAGCAGUUCAGUGAUGAAUCUGGUAGAGGAGGGGUGACUGUUCAUAGUUAG
Clonostachys solani is the source of this 795-nucleotide messenger RNA. Lineage: Eukaryota; Fungi; Ascomycota; Sordariomycetes; Hypocreales; Bionectriaceae. The record is from the annotation of a GenBank genome assembly.